Molecule: messenger RNA, 1041 nt
Organism: Corticium candelabrum
Lineage: Eukaryota; Metazoa; Porifera; Homoscleromorpha; Homosclerophorida; Plakinidae
Product: bridging integrator 3-like
Exons: 1
Coding region: 87-842 (251 amino acids)
Biological process (GO): plasma membrane tubulation; endocytosis; actin cortical patch localization
Cellular component (GO): cytoplasm; actin cortical patch
Molecular function (GO): protein domain specific binding; lipid binding
Source: RefSeq, a predicted model, not a curated record
GCGUGUGUAUAGUGCAACGAUUGAGUGAGUUCUGUACUACUGUAUCUAUAGUGAAGAGAGGGCCCCAAGUUGGCUCGACGUGCUUGAUGGCUGGUCUUAUGAAGAAAUUGAUUGGAGGUCGUCGUGCAAACACGCGAACGGGUGAUACAGAGUUUGACCGUUCAGUGACGAAAUUCCGUCAAGUAGAAGGUCUGAGUAAGAGAGUUUAUAAAGACACGAAAAGAUGCACAGAGGCAAUCUCAUCGGCUUGUAAAGCUGCUCAGAAACUGGGAAACGAUCUGGCCAAUAGUUCAGUGGUGGAACAGACGGACUUGAAAGAAACGGCUGAGGAUUUUAGAGACACAAUGACAGAGAUGUCAAAAUUGGCUGCUCAGUUGCACAGCCACGAACAAAAGACAGUCAUUGAGCCGAUGAAGAAAUUCUCACAGGUAUGUCCGAGUGUGGACAGGGCAGUUCGCAAACGAGACCAGAAGAUGGCCGAAUGUGAAAAGCUGCAGGCAAAAGUGGACAAAUUGAAAGAGAAAUCGCCUCAACAGACGUCGAAAUUGGAAUCAACUCAACGUGAGUUGGCAAGAUGCAAACCGGAAUUUGAGCGAAUCAACUCACAGCUUACCCAGGAAAUACCAUUUCUGUAUGAAAGAAGGAUAGACUAUUUUGAGCCUUGCUUUGAGGCUCUUAUUAAAAGUGAAAUGCAAUAUUAUCAACAGUGUUAUUGUCUGCUGAAUGAUUUAGAAGAGAAAAUGCAUAGUGAUGAUGAAGACAUGAGUGAUGAUGCAGUAGAGAAACGUAUUCAACAGCAGUUGGGUGCAAUAAAGGCAUUGUCUAUAGUUGCAAGCAAUUAGAAAUGUUUUGUUAUUAGUUUUAUACUUGCGCAGAGACAUUGCUUUGAAAUCUACUGGAGACUAUAUUUUAGUUAGUUGGUGGUCUUGAUCCAGACCUGCUGAUUUUAGUAUUUAUCGUAUUGACUCGGUGUAGAUACAAAUGUGUUGAUAUAAUUAUUAUAUCAUUAUGUUUACUGUCCGUAUACAUUGUAUGGGAGUA